CGUAAUGUGGUCAAUGGGUUUGAUAAGGCGUACGGCAAUGUCCAGCGCCAUUAGAGCUUCUUCACAAAGGCCAUGGCUUGGUAAUGGUGGGUUAAGAAGCUGCGUCACCGUCAAAACUCCGUCGUCAUCGGAGGAGGAAGAGAAAAAGAAAGAGAUAACUAUAGCGGAAGCGAAGAAGCUAAUGAGGCUUGUGAAUGUUGAAGACAUGAAGAAGAAGCUUGUUGGUAUAGCUGAUAGAGAUGUCGUCCCUUACACUACACUUUUAGAAGCUUCUCAAGGAAUGGGUAUCGCUAGAUCUCCUGAUGAAGCUCAUAUCUUUGCUCGUGUUCUUGACGAUGCGGGCGUUGUCUUGAUCUUUCGAGAUAAAGUCUUUCUUCACCCAGACAAGGUGGUGGAUCUGAUAAGAAGAGCGAUGCCUUUGGAACAGAAUCCAGAGGAAGAUCAAAUUAAGGAAGAAUUCAACAAACUUAGAGUCAUGAAAGAAGAGAUUGAUGUGUUAGCUCAUAGACAAGUGAGGAAGAUUCUUUGGUGUGGUUUAGCUACUUCUAUGGUUCAAAUUGGGCUCUUUUUUAGAUUAACUUUCUGGGAAUUCUCAUGGGAUGUGAUGGAACCAAUCACUUUCUUCGCUACAGCGACUGGGAUCAUUGUGGGUUAUGCUUAUUUCUUGAUGACUUCGAGAGAUCCGACAUAUCAGGAUUUCAUGAAGAGGCUGUUCUUGUCGAGACAGAGGAAGUUGUUGAAAAGUCAUAAGUUUGAUUGUGAGAGGUUUAAGGAAUUGGAGAGGAUUUGUAAAAUGACGUCGUCUUGUCAUGCAGCUGCGUCUAUAAGGAAUCGUGUUGGAUUAGAACUUGAUCUCGAGGAUGCUUUGCAGAGUCGCAGAGAUUGAUUAUUAUGAAAACUUUUAUUUUUCUUGUCCUCUGGUGGUUCAUCAAACUUAAGAAGAAAAUGAUCAGUCUUUACAAAAGUGACAAAGAUUGUUUUCGAUCAUCUCCUUCUGCUUCUUAUACGGUUAUACAUAAGUAACCAUUGACAUUGUUUAUUACAAUGAAGAUAACAGAUUUUA
This is a messenger RNA of Arabidopsis arenosa, 1063 nucleotides long. The record is from the annotation of a GenBank genome assembly. NCBI's taxonomy places the organism in Eukaryota, Viridiplantae, Streptophyta, Magnoliopsida, Brassicales, Brassicaceae.